This is a messenger RNA of Leishmania braziliensis MHOM/BR/75/M2904, 1227 nucleotides long. RefSeq lists its product as hypothetical. The transcript has a single exon. Bases 1 to 1227 code for a protein of 408 amino acids. Lineage: Eukaryota; Euglenozoa; Kinetoplastea; Trypanosomatida; Trypanosomatidae. The record is from RefSeq and is a predicted model, not a curated record.
AUGGCUGUGCCAUGCGAUUAUGUUUUUUCCACGCUACUGGUGAUCCUCACGGGGCUGUUGUUUAUCGACCUGGUGCCCCUUCAGGAGACGAUGCGGUGCUCAGGCGACUAUGCGAAUGCGACACAAUGCCCAGAGGUUUACUAUUCCUCCUCUUAUCAACUGGCGCGCGAGCGGUUCCUCGCCGCCGCUAAGACUGCCCACGCGGAGACCGAGCAUCACCUCAUCACGAAGAGGGGAAACGUGGAGUACUACAUGGACACCGCCUUUUUCCCCGGUAAGCGAAAGGCCAAGCUCCUGGUGCACACCAGCGGCACCCACGGCGUUGAGGGCUACACUGGCAGCGCUAUCCAAGUGAAGCUACUGCAGGAGUGGAACAAGACUUCUCUCUCCGGCCCAUCCGUCCUCUUUGUGCAUGCGGUGAAUCCGCACGGCAUGGCCCACUUUCGCCGUUUUAACGAGGAGAACGUCGAUCUCAAUCGCAACUAUCUUUCCACCGAGGAGUGGGCUGCGGUGAAGACGCGGGUCGCGAAUGCGACAGGCUAUGAAGACUUCCGAACGCUAUUCGUGCCAAGCGCGCCACCCCGCUUCAUUGACCGCUACGUGUUCCUCUACACUGCUGCCAAGACGCUGAUGCGCCACAGAUUUAUCAAGGUGAAGCGAGCCUUUGUUACCGGGCAGUACCACGAUCCUGUCGGCAUCAACUACGGUGGCGAAAAGGAACAGAAAAGUAUCUCAGUGUUGCGCAAGGUGCUCAAGAAGCACGCGGCCGCCACCGGUGCGACUGAAGCAAUCUACAUCGAUGUGCAUACAGGGCUCGGUCCCACCGGGGUGGAUACGAUGAUGGUGAAAGACGGCCGCGACUAUGAAAAAUGCCGCACAGUAUUCCCUGGAGUACGCAUCGGCAACAGCCAGAUCGCCACAAGUGGUCCCAGUUCCGGGUACGACCUCGCCGCUGGCAUUAUCCAUCCUGUGGCAGAGCUGGGACCCAACACCCUCGCUGUCAUGGAGGAGUUUGGGACAGUUAAUCCGCUCUACGUGGCACGUGCCGUGGUGCUUGAAAACGCGGCGUAUCAGUUGUGCCGUGGAAGCUACACUCACACAGUGAUGCAGUCAUGGAUGCGCGACGCCUUCUAUCCGCAAGAGAUUAGCUUCAAGCACGCCACGUUGAAACGCGGGUCUUCAGCGUUUUGGAGCGCAUGGACGUAUCUUGCGGAGAACCAACGAUAG